GUCGCUAACGUACCAAUGUUAAAUUAAAUAAAUUCUCUUUGCUCAGCUGCUCAGUGCUUUGAAAUUGACUUUGCAAUUUUGUAGUUUUAUUUUAAUUUAAAACUUCUAAAGUAAAUAGGCAGUAGAAUUAUUUAAACAAACCAUCCAAAAACUGCAUAGGAUUUUGAUUCAAAAUGCCCCACAGUCAUUGUCAUGAUGACCAUCACGAUCACGACCAUUCAGGUUCUGAAGAGAUGGGAAUUCAAUACAAUUUAUAUGUGAAAAUAGAUUUAGAUAAUUUACAGUGUUUAAAUGAAAGAAUUGAAGGUGCUGGUAAAACUGUAUUUAAAUCAUGGGAUAAGAGAUUGGACAGGACUAAUUUUGUUGAAAGUGAUGCAGAUGAAGAAUUAUUAUUUAAUAUCCCCUUUACAGGGAAUGUAAAACUUAAGGGCAUCAGAGUUGCAUCUGAAGAUACUGAAUGUCAUCCAAACAAAUUAAGAUUAUUCAAAAAUAAACCAAAUAUGACUUUUGAUGAGGUAACAAUGGAGCCUGAUCAAAUUUUCGAUCUACAGAAAGACAGUGAAAGUGUACUUGAAUAUUCACCAAAAGUAGUCACUUUUUCAUCUGUGUCGCAUUUGACAAUGCACUUUCCCAGUAAUUUUGGUGCAGACACUACCAAAAUUUACUAUAUUGGACUACGGGGUGAAUGGACACCAGGCCAUCGCCAUGGCGUCACAAUCUGUACAUAUGAAGCAAGACCAAACUUAAGUGAUCAUAAAAUGAAACAUUUGGAUUCUGUUUCUAGACAUAUAGAUUAAGAAGUCAUUAUUAUUUAAUAGUCAA
Molecule: messenger RNA, 822 nt
Organism: Chilo suppressalis (striped riceborer)
Lineage: Eukaryota; Metazoa; Arthropoda; Insecta; Lepidoptera; Crambidae
Source: the annotation of a GenBank genome assembly